AUGGCUGCAUCCUGGUGCGCCCUCCGUGGCUCUCGCCAGCUUGCUCUUCGGACUCGCCUGCACUCUACCCCUUCCCCCAUCGCACUCCGCAGAGCUUCUCCGUCCUCUCCCUUCCGCGCAACCUACCGCGCCCUGCACACAGCUACACAGCAGCCGUCACGACGACCGGUCUACACAAGCUCAGUAGCUGACCAUGGUGACCCUCAUCCACGCGACCUCUUCCAGCCCCUUGACACCUUCCCCAGACGUCAUAUCGGCCCUUCGCCAGAUGCCGCAAAGGACAUGCUGGCCACCCUUGACCCCCCAGUGGCGUCUCUCGACGAAUUUGUAAAACAGGUGCUUCCCGCAGACAUUCUGUCCAAGAAGGACUUGAAGGUUACCGAUCCUCACGCCAAAACGAAUCUGUACCGGGACAAUGUGGGCGGUGGUCUCGGAGAGACCGAUAUGCUGAAGCUCUUGGAUGUCUACCGGAAGCAAAUCGAUGUUUCUGGCAAGACAUAUAUUGGAACUGGCUACUACGGCACAAUUGUGCCUCCAGUGAUCCUCCGCAAUGUUCUGGAAAACCCCGCAUGGUACACCAGCUACACCCCCUACCAGCCUGAGAUCAGCCAGGGUCGUCUGGAGUCUCUCCUGAACUUCCAAACAUUGACUGCCGACUUGACGGGCUUGCCAUUCGCCAAUGCUUCCGUUUUGGACGAAGCCACUGCUGCUGCCGAGGCGAUGACCAUGUCUUUUGCUACUAUGCCUGCUUCGAAACAGAAGAAGCCCGGUAAGGCUUACGUUGUUUCCCACCUUUGCCACCCUCAGACAAUCGCCGUGAUGCGGUCGCGCGCCGAGGGCUUCGGCAUUAACCUGGUUAUCGGUGAUGUUCUGGCGGAUGAUUUCAAGUUGGUGAAGGAACAAGGCGACAACCUCAUUGGUGUGCUUGCUCAAUAUCCGGAUACCGAGGGUGGCAUCUAUGACUUCCAGGCUUUGAGUGACACCAUUCAUGGUGCCGGCGGUACCUUCAGCGUCGCCACGGACUUGAUGGCCUUGACCGUCCUGAAGGCACCCGGUGAGUUUGGAGCUGAUAUCGCGUUCGGUAAUGCCCAGAGAUUCGGUGUCCCUAUGGGAUACGGUGGUCCCCAUGCAGCGUUCUUUGCUUGUGUAGACAAGUACAAGCGUAAGGUCCCUGGCCGUGUUGUGGGUGUCUCCAAAGAUCGCCUUGGCAACCGUGCUUUAAGAUUGGCUCUCCAGACACGAGAGCAGCAUAUUCGCCGUGAGAAAGCCACCAGCAAUAUCUGCACUGCCCAGGCACUUCUCGCCAACAUGAGCGCUAUGUAUGCUGUUUACCACGGUCCGACUGGUCUGAAAUCCAUUGCUCAACGCAUCAUGUCCAUGACUUCAACUUUGCAGGCGAAGCUUGCUGCUCUCGGCUACAAUGUUCCGAUCAAGACCAACGUCGCCGAUGGCGGUGCCGUGUUCGACACCGUUACCGUAGAGUUGCCCACCAGCCAAGAUGCGGACGCCAUUAUCGCUGCUGCCCGCGAACAGUCUAUCUUCCUUCGUCGCGUGAACUCUACCAAGGUCGGUAUCUCUCUGGAUGAGACUAGCGGACGGGAAGAGGUCAAGUCCAUUCUGCAGGUGUUUGCUUCUCAUGCCUCCAAGGGUGAUGUGUCCAUUGAUGGAGAGCUCGGUAUCUCCCCUCUUCCGGCCAGCCUUGAGCGGACUUCGGAAUAUCUGACUCACCCGGUAUUCAACACCCAUCACUCGGAGACAGAAAUGCUCCGGUACAUCCACCACCUGGAGUCCAAGGACCUGUCUCUGGCUCACUCUAUGAUCCCUCUGGGCUCUUGCACUAUGAAGCUCAACGCAACCACCGAGAUGAUCCCAAUCUCCUGGCCUGAGUUCUCCCAGAUGCACCCCUUCCUGCCUGCAGAUGUCGCCAAGGGUUACACCCAGAUGAUUGAUGAUCUGGAACAGCAACUCGCCGAUAUCACCGGUAUGGCUGAAGUCACCGUCCAGCCUAAUUCGGGUGCCCAGGGUGAAUUUGCGGGUCUGCGUGUCGUCAAGAAGUAUCUGGAGGCUAAGGGCGAGUCCAAGCGCAACAUCUGUCUAAUCCCCGUGUCUGCCCACGGAACAAACCCCGCUAGUGCCGCUAUGGCUGGCAUGAAGGUUGUUACCAUUAAGUGUGACACCAAGACUAGCAACUUGGACCUUGAAGAUCUCAAGGCCAAAUGCGAGAAGCACAAGGAUGAGCUGGCCGCUGUUAUGAUCACCUAUCCUAGCACAUUCGGUGUGUACGAGCCUGGUGUCAAGAAGGCCUGUGAGAUCGUGCACCAGUAUGGUGGACAGGUCUACAUGGACGGUGCCAACAUGAACGCCCAGAUUGGUCUCUGCUCUCCUGGCGAGAUCGGUGCGGAUGUCUGCCAUCUUAACCUGCAUAAGACCUUCUGUAUCCCUCACGGUGGUGGAGGUCCUGGUGUUGGUCCUAUCGGUGUUGCAGAGCACCUGCGCCCAUUCCUGCCAUCUCACCCAGCCAGCGAAUACCUUCAGUCUAAGCGUACGGAGUCCUCCUCGCCCCCGAUCAGCGCUGCUCCUUGGGGUAGCGCCAGCAUUCUGCCCAUCACCUUCAACUACAUCAACAUGAUGGGUUCCAAGGGUCUUACCCACGCGACAAAGAUCACUCUGCUUAAUGCCAAUUACAUCCUCUCCCGUCUGAAGGAACACUACCCGAUCCUGUACACUAAUGAGAACGGCCGUUGUGCCCACGAGUUCAUCCUUGAUGUCCGCAAGUUCAAGGAGACUUGCGGUGUUGAGGCCAUCGAUAUUGCCAAGCGUCUCCAGGAUUAUGGCUUCCACGCCCCAACCAUGUCCUGGCCCGUGUCCAACACCCUCAUGAUCGAACCCACCGAGUCGGAGAGCAAGGCGGAGCUGGAUCGCUUCUGCGAUGCUCUGAUCUCUAUUCGCCAGGAGAUUGCUGAGGUGGAGAGCGGCGCGCAGCCACGUGAGGGCAACGUGCUGAAGAUGUCCCCUCACACUCAGCGCGAUCUUUUGUCCAAUGAGUGGAACCGCCCGUACACGCGGGAGACGGCCGCCUACCCCUUGCCGUACCUUUUGGAGAAGAAGUUCUGGCCUUCGGUUACUCGGGUGGAUGAUGCUUACGGUGACCAAAACCUGUUCUGCACUUGCGGUCCUGUGGAGGAUACUGAAACCAAGGGACAUCCCAACAUGGCCCCCGCGUAUAUUGUCUUCGUCGGUACAUUUGUACAUCUUCCCCGGUCAUCCUCGAAGACCCUUGCUAUCCAACAGGGAGCUUUAUGGGUUUCCACCGCCGAUGGCCGAAUCAAGGGUACCGACUGGACUGUCAUCACUGACAGUGACCUACGUGACCUACUCAAAGAAAAUAGCUGGGUCCCGGAGGAUGCUCCCCGAUAUAUAUCUGGGACGAGAGUAAAGAUCGUCCGCGCGAGGGAAGAACAUAAUGAAUUCUUUUUUCCUGGGUUUAUUGACACUCACAUCCACGCACCUCAGUACCCCAACAAUGGACUUUUCGGUUCCACUACCCUCCUUGACUGGCUAAAGCAGUAUACCUUCCCCAUGGAAGCCUCAUUCGGAAGUUCCCUCCCCAACCUCCCUUCGCCGAGGGCGUUCAGGGUCUACAACCAGGUCGUCUCCCGUACCCUCGCUAACGGUACAACCUUCGCCUCCUACUACGCCACCAUUCAUGUCUCGGCUACGAACCUGCUGGCAACGCUGUGCCAGAAACGCGGCCAACGUGCCCUUAUUGGCCGCGUCUGUAUGGAUAAUCCGAACUUCUCUGAACCCUACUACAUCGACCCCUCAACUGAAGAAUCCAUCGAACUAAACAAGGAAGUCAUCUCGUACAUCCAGUCCAUCGAUCCGCAAGGCACCAUGAUAAAGCCAAUCAUCACCCCGCGCUUUGCGCUAACAUGCACCCCGAAAGCAAUGCGGGGUCUAGCGGACCUAGCCGCUUCCUACGAACCCCCACUACACAUUCAGACGCACAUCUCCGAGAACGUACAAGAAAUCCACGACGUGCACUGCGAAUUCCCAAACGCCAAGAGCUACGCCGACGUGUACGACACUUACGGCCUCCUGACACCACGAACUAUCCUCGCCCACGGUGUCCACCUAUCACCCAACGAGCAAGAUCUGAUCCACGACCGAGGUGCCAAGGUCUCCCACUGUCCCGCGUCAAACUCCGCCCUGGGAUCCGGCAUCUGUCCCGUUCGCAAGCUCCUCGACAAGGGAAUCACAGUCGGUCUCGGCACAGAUGUUAGUGGCGGGUAUAGUCCUAGUAUCUUGGAAGCCGUCCGCCAAGCCUGUCUCGUAUCCCGGUUACUUCGACAUGUGGAACCAGCCAGCGAAGGCGAUGAAGGAAAGAAACUCGUGCUGAGCGUGGAAGAAGCUUUAUACCUUGCCACACGCGGCGGCGCAGCUGCUGUCAAUAUGGAGAACGAUAUCGGUGGAUUCGACGACGGCAUGCUGUUCGAUGCGCAGCUGAUCCAUCUGGGGCGGUUCUUGCCUGCGAGUCGGUCUAACAGUGGUGAAAGUCAGGUUGAUGUCUUCGGAUGGGAGACGUGGGAAGAGAAGAUCCACAAGUGGGUGUGGAGCGGUAACGAUCGUAAUGUAAAGGGUGUCUGGGUUGGAGGAAAGCUGGUGCAUGGGGAGGAUGCUGUAGAGGGUGAGGCUCGGGCUGGUUGGUGGACUUGGGUAUUGAGCGCUGGUGUUGUGGGUGUUGGUGCUGUUGCUGCUUUUCGGAGGCUGAGGUUUUAAGAUAGAGAAUUGUUACUUGUCUGUUUAGACGGACCCCUGGCUACGCCGGACCGUACUUAACGACCACAUAGAAUAUCAUGAUAUUCCAUCUUUAGCAAAUCGAUAAGAUAUACGUUUAUAAGAAGACUGUGAGGACCUGUGAUAAUGAUGCCA
Aspergillus nomiae NRRL 13137 is the source of this 4932-nucleotide messenger RNA. Its product is annotated as glycine decarboxylase subunit P. The transcript has 4 exons. The record is from RefSeq and is a predicted model, not a curated record. Lineage: Eukaryota; Fungi; Ascomycota; Eurotiomycetes; Eurotiales; Aspergillaceae. The coding region runs from base 1 to 4779 and encodes 1592 amino acids. Gene Ontology annotation, molecular function: glycine dehydrogenase (decarboxylating) activity; hydrolase activity, acting on carbon-nitrogen (but not peptide) bonds; glycine binding. Gene Ontology annotation, biological process: glycine decarboxylation via glycine cleavage system. Gene Ontology annotation, cellular component: glycine cleavage complex; mitochondrion.